Pocillopora meandrina is the source of this 3544-nucleotide messenger RNA. The record is from the annotation of a GenBank genome assembly. NCBI's taxonomy places the organism in Eukaryota, Metazoa, Cnidaria, Anthozoa, Scleractinia, Pocilloporidae.
AUUCUUUUAUUGUACUGAAUUUCUACAAGGGGUAAUUUUCCUUAAAAGACCAAAUCUUUGAAGUAUACGAGUCAUAAGCUGGUAAGUCCUAUAUUCUGAGUUCAGCAUACUAUUCCUCUUAUAUUUUUUAAUAUUGCAAACAGUAAUUAGAAGUUAUUAUUAUUUUUCAGGAAACAAGGAAAAUUUUCUACCCAUAGCACAUUUCACAAAUGACUACCCCCAGAUCUGACUGUGAUGUACUUUGCAGGGGGAUACUUGAGAAGAUCUCUAGAUGUUUUGGAGUGUUUUGAUCCUCAGACUCUCAAAUGGACUAUUCUCUCCCCAAGAGUGGUCUUGGGGCAGCUUAUGUUGGUAUGGUAAAUAUUGUAUAAUGAAGAUAGAUAGAUAAAUAACCUCUAUUUAUACACAAUAAUUUUUUAAACAACAAGCUUGUGAUGUCAUGUGAAAGUAACAAGCUACUUGUAAAUUCUCAAUUAUUAAAGGAAGAUAUUAUUCAUUUGUCAUGUAGGACAAAGAGAAAAGUUUGAGUCUUCCAAGGAUUCAAUUUUCAGACUGACAGAUCUUAUGGUUCAGUUCUCUACCACUGAGCUGCUGUGAUUGUAGCUAGGCAAUAAAUCAGCUUUACCUGCAUUCCUGAUUCCAGCGGAAUCCAGGAAACUUGUUAUACAUAGAUGAAGUAUAUUGCCAUGAAGCUCAAUGGUAUUUUGCUGAACUCCAGAUCAGUAAAGAGUUUUUAUUAGAUCCUGGCUUACUCAAUGCCUAUCUCCUCCCAAGAGUAUGAAACAGGUUCCAAUUAACUAUUUCAUUCCCAAUAACUCCUUACUGUCUCCUAUACACUGCCUUUUAACUUUGUUGUGAAAACUGGGUGUGGGAUCAAAUGAUAAUCCCCUAGUUGAUAUUUUUUACUAUUCUCAUCACUUGCCAACUUGAUAUUCUAUUGAUAAUAAAAAGAGAAAAAAUGUCUUGAUCACUCCUAGGAGUGGAAUAGUUAACUGAUAGGUAAACUUUGGUUGCAUCAAGCUACAGAGACCUAAGCUCUGCCAGCUAACACUUUGACCCCUAAGAGUGAUUAACACCUAAGUUCUCCCUACAAUAUCUCCUGCUGAAUCACACAUUAAGCUCAUGAGAAUCAAGGAAAUGAUCACCAACUAAAGAAGCUCUUGAUUGUUCAAUUCUCCUUACCAGUACUGGAGGAAAUGUAUAGAGAACAGUAUGGAGAAUAUGCAUACUGAUAUUAAGGUGUAAAGAGUUAAAUAAUUCAGUCUUGUAUGUUGACUCAGUCAUUAGCAUAAUCCUCCAUUUGCAGAUAACAUGCAUAACAACACCCCAGCUGGGAACAUAGACACAGCUUCCGUAGACAGGUAUGAUCCUCUGCGAGAUGAGUGGAAGCCUAUGGCACCCCUCAGUGUACCACGCAACAGGUUGGGCGUGGCCGUGGUAGAUGACUGUAUUUAUGCAAUUGGUGGAGGAAAUGGGAACACAUGUCACACAUCAGUUGAGAAAUAUGAUGCCAAACAAGAUGAAUGGACAACAGUUAUGUCACUUAAUUUUCCUCGCAUAGGUAGGUUUUGGGCAAGGUUGUGCAUUAAGAUACUGCUCCAAGCUAGAACUGUUUGGGUAACCAGUUGGCAAGAGGAAAAAAUCUGUUGCUCAAAUUUGUAGAAAAAGUCACCAAUUUGGCCACAUGUUUGCAUACAACACUAUCAGAGUUUCAUUUUCACUUUUUUCUGGUGACAGUUUGUCUGGUAAUUACCAUUUUUAUUGUUAUUAGUUUGUCAUUUGGCAACUUUGAAUAAAAUAUAGCUAGGAGAUCUGUUUAAAAAAAUGUUGUCACGGCUUUUCAGCAAUAUUUUUAUCGAAUUCAGUCACCAUGUUAUUGAAAUUGUCUUGCUCUCAGUCCUUUCCUUUGGGGGGUCAAGUGUUUGAGCUGCUUUUUGUGCAAUGAAAAACUAAAUUUGUCUCAAAAAUACCAAAAUGUACAUAGAAAUGUAGGAAAAAAAAUAAAUAAAAGAGGGAAUGAUGAACCAAGUACAAGCCAGUAUGGCCAAGGAUGGAGAAGAUUGACACAGAUUGUAAAUGAUCACAAAAUAUUACUUUAAUAAGAUAGAAAAACACAAAAGAGGUGAUAAUAAACCGAGAAGGAAAAAGGGUAACAGAGGAUGAAGAAGAUUCACAACGAUUGUAAAUGACUACAAAAUAUUAGUUUCGUAAGAUACAAAAGCACAAAAGAGACAAUGAUAAAUCAGGUUUGGAACUAGGAUGGCCUAAAAAAACUUUGAAAAUUUUGGCCAAGGAGAUGCACAUUCUCUUUUGCAAGUGCUGUAACGGAUGCUGUUUUUUUUUUAUAUUUUUUGCAUUUUUUCGCCAGGUGUAGCUGUUGCUAUACUUGAUAGAAAGCUUUAUGCCGUAGGAGGAUUUGAUGGAAGACACAGGCUCAGGAGGUAAGAGAAUGUUAAUAGUUGUUUGAGUGUGAUGUUGUUUUUCACGAAGUAAGCGCAAAGUAAGCCUUCGCUUUAGUGUAAGAUGUUUUCAUCCAGUGAAUGACACUAGCAUGCUGUAAUGUUCCUAAUAAGAGUCGAUAAUACAACCUUGCGAUCAGCAAUCCAUACGCCCUACCACUCAAUGAACUGUAGGAGAUUUGUGGUAGGCAGUUUAACAAGGUCCUUGAUGAUAGACUUCCUGCAUACUACAAACUGAGAUAGGAAUGUCGAUAUAUAUGCGUUAUAAUAUAGUAUAAUAACUAAUUCUUCUGCACAAUGAUGAAGUCGUGCGUGUUUCCUUUUUUGGUGGAUUAAAACCAAAUGUAGUCAAAGACAUCUUUACAUACACUCUCGUGAGUGGACAGGUGUAUUGGUUGAAAGCUCUGUUAUUCGAGAGUCACGUUUGUGGCUUCGCUGUGAUUCCAAAGAUCUCUUUAUAUAGGCUCUCGUGAGUUGACAGGUGUAAUGGUUAGAAGCUCUGUUAUCGUAAAGUCUCGUUCGUUGCUUCGCUGUGAUAUCAAAUGGAUGGUAGUUCUCUACCACCCUCUGAUGUGAUGAUAAUUAAUUAGCUAGACUAACUUUCUUCCCCUUUAUCAACCCCCCCUUUUCCUUCCCCCACCCCACCCCCCCCCCGUUCAUAUUUACAAGGGACAUGUUUUUCUGAAUUUCAUUUCAGUGUUGAAUGUUAUGACUUGGAUACUGAUCUGUGGAAAUUAGUGUCUCCGCUGGUCGAGCGUCGUAGUGGCGCAGGAGCGGCCUCGUUGAAUGGCUUUGUGUAUGCCAUCGGUGGAUAUGACGGCGAAACACAAUUAAAUAGUGUUGAACGCUAUAGCCCAGCCUCGGACAUAUGGAUAACUGUUUCGCCUCUGAUACACAGGAGAAGUGCACUUAGUGCGGCUGUUUUGUGCGGGAAACUUUAUGUAGUCGGAGGUUAUGAUGGAGAAGGGUUUUUGAACACUCUCGAGGAAUACGUCCCUGAACAAGAUUGCUGGAAGUUGGUUAGCAGUAUGAACCUGGGACGUAGCGGAGCGGGAAUUGCGGUAGGUUGGAAACCUGCCACCUAG